AUGUCAGAAUUCGCAAGAAGCUUGUUUGGGUUCGCCAAAACCAAGCAGGUCCAGCAACAAAAUACCAUAAGGCCAUCUUCGCCACCACCGGAUUUCCCCCUGAAGAUGAUGCCACACACUGCCUCGCCCACAAUUGCCCUCAGCGAUAAUUCGUUUGCCACCGGGACGACGAUCAAGGGGGAGCGGGGUGAGAUAAAGACGCACCUCGACCGGCAGGCGUCGGGCAUGAGCAGCGGGCGGCAGCACAGUCAGCUCACGGCGCAGCUGCACCACGGGGAGAAGGCAGGGGCAAACUCGCGAGACAGCGAGGGAUCAGAAGGGAGCACCGGGAGAGAGAGCGAGGGAACUUUGGGGAGCGAAAAAACUGUAAAAACUCUAAGCGCGGAAUCCGCAGGGGAGGAAAAACAGGCCGGCGGCACGGCGCGAAUUCCCCGCGGUAAGUUGAGGGUGACCGUUGACCGGGCCGUCGAUUUAAACGUGAUGGUAGAAAACUCAAGACCUUACGUGGUUUGCACUUUUGAGAACUCCGAGUUUGUGACCGGCUUCCCCUACAGCUUCGACACAGCCCGGCAAAGUAUCCCGGAGGAGGAAGGUGCAAUAAAUCAGCAGAUGAAGCAUCAGCAGGUUAUCCGGCCUCCAUUUAACCGGCAAAGCUCCUCCAGCAGGAGCCUCAACAUCCGCCCGGGUAGCAUGCACUCGCGAAAUCCCGUGUGGAACGAAUCGUCGAUUUUCGACGUUAUUGGACAGAAUUCUGAGAUCGAAGUGAGUGUUUACGAUGCAAGUCAGGACGAUUUUUUCUUGGGCCACGCGAGAAUCCGGCCCAGAACCGAUGCAGAAAACAAGACCGAGGGCUGGUACAGUCUCCGGUCUCGUAUCUCGUCGGAAAUGGUGACUGGUCGUGUGCAAAUCCGGUUUGAAUACACGAAAAUUGGAAAACACCACUACUCGCCUCAGGACUUCGAGAUCCUGCGACUAUUGGGCAAGGGUACGUUCGGACAGGUGUUCCAGGUGAAGAAGAAGGACUCGGGCCGGGUGUAUGCGAUGAAGGUGCUCUCGAAAAAGGCAAUUGUGAAAAAAAAGGAGGUGGCACACACAAUUGGAGAGAGAGACAUCUUGGUGACGACUUCCACGUCGGACUCCGCGUUCAUCGUGGGGCUCAAGUUCUCGUUUCAGACACCCACAGACUUGUACUUGGUGACGGACUUUAUGAGUGGAGGUGAGUUGUUUUGGCAUUUGCAAAAAGAGGGCCGGUUUAGCGAGGAUCGGGCAAGAUUCUACAUUGCAGAGCUGGUGCUGGCAUUGCAGCAUUUGCACGAUAACGGCAUCGUCUACCGGGACUUGAAGCCCGAAAAUAUCCUUUUGGAUGCAAACGGACACAUUGCAUUGUGCGAUUUUGGACUCUCCAAAGCUAACUUAUCGGCAAACGGCACAACAAACACAUUUUGCGGCACAACCGAGUACUUGGCCCCGGAAGUUUUGCUUGAUGAGUCUGGAUACACCAAGAUGGUCGACUUCUGGUCUCUCGGAGUGCUUAUUUUUGAAAUGUGCUGCGGAUGGUCGCCAUUCUAUGCCGAAAACACCCAGCAGAUGUACAAAAACAUCGCUUUUGGCAAAGUGCGGUUCCCCAAGGAGGUCCUAUCUCCUGAAGGCCGGUCAUUUGUCAAGGGUCUUCUCAACAGAAACCCCAAACAUCGUCUGGGAGCACUUCAGGAUGCCCGUGAGUUGAUGGCACAUCCAUUUUUCCGUGAUGUAGACUGGAACCUGCUUCACGAUAAGAAGAUCCCACCUCCCUUCGUCCCGCACAUUGCCAACGAACUUGAUACAUCCAACUUUGAUCCCGAAUUCACCAAUGCAUCGACCUCUGCCAUCAACAGGCAAUUUAUCAUGGGUUCUACACCCUUACCUACGGCCAUGCAGGAUAAAUUUAAAGGUUUCACAUAUGUUGAUGAUUCCACAAUGUUUGACCACUUGAGCAACUUGUCCGUCAAGCGGGGAAACUCACUCAAACCUCAGUAUGGCUCCUUGAUCCCGGGAAACCCGAACCUCCCGCCUGAUGAGGAGGUCAUCGAGGAUGAUUCCGACCUGGAUGAGUCCAACGACGAUCGACGCGACGGUGCCAACGAGGACGAGAUGGACAUUGAUGACGAUGACGAAGACGAAUUUGUGAAUGGGCCUUUUGACCUGUGA
Brettanomyces bruxellensis is the source of this 2187-nucleotide messenger RNA. RefSeq names its product Serine/threonine-protein kinase (gene SCH9). The coding region runs from base 1 to 2187 and encodes 728 amino acids. Lineage: Eukaryota; Fungi; Ascomycota; Pichiomycetes; Pichiales; Pichiaceae. The transcript has a single exon. Gene Ontology annotation, molecular function: protein serine/threonine kinase activity; ATP binding. Gene Ontology annotation, biological process: protein phosphorylation. The record is from RefSeq and is a predicted model, not a curated record.